GCAAAGAGUGUGAUCAUCAUCACAUAGGGGCUUUGCUCUUUAUCUCUGUGAAUUUUCAGAUUCUCUUCAGAAACUCCAUUUCUUCUUCUUCUUCUUCUUCUUCUUUAGUGUAUAUUGUAUGGCCGCCAAUUUGCAGAGCCGUGGACUCGUGAGUUUGGGGAAGCGAGUUGUUAACCAGAUCAGCUACGCAAGUGCUCGAACUACUGCUAAUUCACCUUCCCUCUCUGGAAGGAGGGGUGUGCAGACGUCAGUGUACGACAAGAACCCGGAGGAUGAUGUGCGCGAUUCGGUUGUGCCUGAUGAAGUGAUAGAGGCACAAUCAGACAAAUACUGGGCUCCUCACCCACAAACUGGGGUGUUUGGGCCAGCAGAUACUGGUGGCGCGGAACGUGGCUUUCACUCUUCACCAGCCACUGCUGCUACUGCUGAAUCCAUUUUGGAGCAGAAGGCGUUCUUCCGCCCUCUUGAGGACUUGGAGAAGCCCAUGCUUAAUUAAUUUCACGUACUCGAGUUAAAUUGCUUUAUAAACUAUAUAUAUAUAUUGAGUUCUAGUAAAGCUGUUUGCUUGUGUUUGUGUUUAUGCGAGUCAAUAGUGUAGAUUUAAGGUGCAGUAUAGACUAAUAAGGUAUUAAAGCUGCACUGCUUUUGAAGGUUCGUUCAUAUGGUAAUGUAAUAUGGGUGUCUUUUACCUGAUGAUGAACUUUUUGCUUUCAGAAUAUUACGUUACUUUCAAAGUCUUUA
Molecule: messenger RNA, 741 nt
Organism: Solanum pennellii
Lineage: Eukaryota; Viridiplantae; Streptophyta; Magnoliopsida; Solanales; Solanaceae
Product: late embryogenesis abundant protein At5g17165
Exons: 2
Coding region: 119-496 (125 amino acids)
Source: RefSeq, a predicted model, not a curated record